AUGAAAGUACUUCUUCUUCUUCUUCUUCUUGCUCUUGUCGUCAAACUGGUUGUGUUGUUGCCCACGUCGUCGUCCCAAGGUUUCCGGCUAAGACCCAAUGAUUGGAACACAAGGCCAAUCGCUGGAUUAAAGCUCAAAGAACUGGCCACCGGAAAACCCGGAAAAACCGAAUUCUCAAUUACAACCGAAUCCGUGGCGUUCUUUGUUUUUAACGCAACCUUAACAGCCAGCGCUUCUGUGGAAUUGACGCUUGAAACAUCGUCCGACGUGCAAUUGAGGGUCCACCGAUGCAAUUGGAACACAUCUCUUGGAUUCCAAUCGUCGGGAACCGUCACACUGCCUCCACACGUCAAGAGAAGUAUGUUGGAGCUGGAUUGCUAUCGAGAUAAAACUCGCAUAAUUUUUUCUCUUGAAUCGACCGCUCAAGCCACAGGAACUGUCGAAUUGGAAAUUACCGCGGACGAAAGUUUCUUUAUGCUUGCUGCAAUCGUCGUGCUCUUUUCAAUUUUUGUUGGAAUUGCUGCGGUCAUAGAGUACAAGCAUAGUGAGUGA
Messenger RNA from Caenorhabditis briggsae, 552 nucleotides. The transcript is spliced from 2 exons. Lineage: Eukaryota; Metazoa; Nematoda; Chromadorea; Rhabditida; Rhabditidae. The record is from RefSeq and is a predicted model, not a curated record. The coding region runs from base 1 to 552 and encodes 183 amino acids.